GAAUGGAAUAAAUUAAUUCACAUUCACCGAUAUAAAAAUAGGACUCCUUCAAAAACCCGAAGUCGUUCCAUUUCCGCAAAAUAAAGUUCUCUCGUAUAAUAAAGGUAUAUUGCUGAGUUCAUGAACCUGACCGUGAUUCGUUGUUAUCCUCGCUUCAGUAACUCGAUGUCUUCGAGCAUGUGCUAAACCAGAUGCACAGCCACGACGAAGGCGUCGAAGGAGGGACACUGACGUUUCUAUAAAGCCGGCUCAAGAGUAGAACGAUUGUUAGUAUACUUCGAAAGCUAGGUCAACAAUCGUUUUGUGUUGUGGCAGUAGCAUUUUAAACCAAGUGACCUACUAACCAAUAUCUCUGAAAAACUCAGCCGUUAGGAAUCUAGUGCCUUUUGAGUUUUCAUAAAGACUGAGACGCCUAAGUGACAUUUAAAGUGAUCAACCUGUGAUAUUAGUGAUUAGUUCAAAAUGCCAGCUCCAAUUCCUGAUACUAUCAAUGAACAGGAUUACGAGAAUGAUAUCGACGAAAUACCAACAACAAAACUCUUAGAAACUAGAGACAGUAUUUCUUCAAUCGAUAGUGAUGUCUCUGUUUCAUUCGAUAAAAUUCAAGAACAUGAAGACAACCCGAAUGAAGUUGAAGACGAGGGUGCUCACAUGGCAGAUCUUUCGGACAGUUCAUCCGACAACGGAUCUGCAGGUGGUGGCAAAGAUUCUGGAUGUGAAGUAACUCCUGAAGUAACUGAACCACCAUUUAACCCCCCAUCUGAGGAACUGGCCGAUAAAAUUGUUCAACAGGUAGAAUUUUAUUUUUCUGAUUCCAACAUAACUAAAGAUGCUUUCCUUCUGAAACAUGUUAAGAGAAAUAAAGAGGGAUAUGUUUCGUUGAAACUAAUCUCUAGUUUCAAAAGAGUAAAACAUCUAACAAAAGAUUGGAGAGUGGUAGCACAUGCUUUAACGCGUUCAACUAAAUUAGAGAUUAAUGAAGCUGGAACAAAAUUGAGAAGAUUGGAACCAUUACCACAAUACGAUGAAACCACACCUUCCCGAACAAUUGUAGCAGUAAAUAUGCCUAUUGAAAAACCGACAAUCGAAAAUGUUGCUGAACUUUUCAAGCAAUGUGGCGAGAUAGCGCUUAUUCGUAUAUUGAGGCCCGGAAAUCCGAUUCCAGGAGAUGUGCGUCAAUUCAUCAAUAAGAAUCCAUCUUUGGCUGGUAUGGUAUGUGCUUUGGUCGAGUUUGUCCACUCUGAAUCGGCGAGAAAAGCUAUUCAGCUUCAAGCUCAGGUUGGGGAAACCAUGAAAGUGUACGAAUUGAACAAUAUUCCCCAUCCUGAAAGGAAAAAGAACAAGAAUAAGAAGAAUAGCAAUCCCAAAAUAUUGUCAUCUUCAUCCGACUAUCUUUCAUCCUGCCAGUCUAGUUCGGAAGCUGAAGAUAUGAGAUUGAGAAUCGAUCCAAGAAACCGUUUGAGGAGAGGUUCUUCCGCACAUUUCCCAUCUAGAUAUAUAGAGCCCGCUGCUUGGUUACAACGAAGACUAUCCGCAUCAAGUACUGAAGCUAAUUUCAUUUACAUGCCAAGAAGGUUGUCUUAUAGUAGCAGAGAUUCAAGUGAUUCAAAUUUAUUUUUACCUCGAAGGAUGAGUGCCUGCAGCAUCAGCAGUUCUGAUUGCAGCUCGAGGAGAUUGUCAUCCGCUAGCCAGAGUUCCGAAUACAGCAGCCCAAGGUCUCGAAGCAACAGUGCUGCUUUCCAGAAUUUUGAAAAUAUCGUAAGGCUGCCCAAGGGCCCAGAUGGAUCCCGAGGUUUCCGUCAAAGGAUGACGUAUACUGUUGCUCACUAAAUUUCCAAAAUUUUCAACUGCAUACAAGAAUUCUGAUGAAUCACUUUUGAAUAACUUACUUCGGAAAUGAAAUUUCUAUUGUGGGUAAUUAGGGGAAAAAAUUCUAGCUCUAAAUCCGGAACUGAAUGCAGAACCUUCAGACCGUUGCGAACUGAAGAAGGAAGUAUUGGAUGAAUGAACAAAAUUAUAAAUUCAAAAUAUAAAUCUACACGUACGUUGUGAGGUCAUUAUCCAAGGCUCGAUCAUUCUUGUUAUACGUUGAAAAAUUGAUGUGUCGGAAUCUUCCUGUUCAGUUAGUUAGAAGAGCACACAUUCACAAAAUUAAUGCAUCUUCAGUUCCACUUUGGACUGAACUUUCUCCAACGAAUCUUGGAGAAAUUAUGUAUUUGGAACGCCGAAGUAAGUUGAUCGAGUUGCGUUUCUCAUCUUAGAUAUAAUAUACAGUGAUUCACCAGAACUUGCAUUGAACAUGCUGAACAAGAAUUUAUUGAGUUAUUCCUCUAUUUUGUUUUAAAAAUAGGCCCAAUAAUUUUUGUCACCUACUAACCUUUUUUUCGUUUUCAGAUAUACGGUAUAUUUGAAUUUUUUUCUUUCUUCAGAUGUAGACGUCUCGUUUUGUGUUCUGUGAAUACAUUUUCUACUCAUUUCAAUAAUCUUGACUUAGAUGUAAAUACUGAAUUUAUUUAUUUAUUUAUUAGAUAAGUUUCUUCGAGUUUUCCACACGAAGGUGAUCAUUAUUUAUUAAAACAUGUGUGAUUGAUUGUAAUAAAUACAUUUACUUAAAAAUG
Messenger RNA from Coccinella septempunctata (seven-spotted ladybird), 2618 nucleotides. RefSeq names its product la-related protein 6 (gene Achl). Gene Ontology annotation, biological process: RNA processing. Lineage: Eukaryota; Metazoa; Arthropoda; Insecta; Coleoptera; Coccinellidae. Gene Ontology annotation, molecular function: mRNA binding. The record is from RefSeq and is a predicted model, not a curated record. The transcript has a single exon. Gene Ontology annotation, cellular component: nucleus. The coding region runs from base 463 to 1830 and encodes 455 amino acids.